Molecule: messenger RNA, 1779 nt
Organism: Pestalotiopsis fici W106-1
Lineage: Eukaryota; Fungi; Ascomycota; Sordariomycetes; Amphisphaeriales; Sporocadaceae
Exons: 3
Coding region: 1-1779 (592 amino acids)
Biological process (GO): fungal-type cell wall biogenesis; carbohydrate catabolic process
Molecular function (GO): mannan endo-1,6-alpha-mannosidase activity
Source: RefSeq, a predicted model, not a curated record
AUGUGGGUAUCAUGGCAUACGACACUUACAACGGCUGUGUUGAUAUCGGCGCGCUGCCGCCCCGUCAUAGCCGCAUACGACUUGGAUAUCACUUCGUCAGAUUCCAUAAAGAGCGUGUCCAAGCAAAUGGCAGCCGAUCUAAUAGCAUUCUACACCGGUGAUGAACCUGGACAAACUCCAGGCCUUCUCCCACAGCCUUACUACUGGUGGGAGGCCGGUGCUUUUUUAGGGUCAUUAGUCGACUACUGGUACUAUACAGGAGACACGACCUACAACCAGUUGACGACAGACGGGCUUUUAUUCCAGGUUGGCCCGUAUGACGACUACAUGCCUCCAAACCAGACUCUGACGGAAGGAAAUGAUGAUCAAGGUUUCUGGGGCAUGGCCGUCAUGUCGGCGGCAGAAUACAAAUUCCCGGAUCCACCAGAGGACAAACCGCAAUGGCUAGCACUCGCCCAAGCCGUCUUUAAUACGCAGGCCGCCAGAUGGGAUACUCAGUAUUGCGAGGGAGGCCUACGAUGGCAAAUUUUCCAAUGGAACAAUGGAUACAACUACAAAAACUCCAUUUCGCAGGGGUGUUUCUUCAAUCUUGCUGCUAGAUUGGCCUUGUAUACGGGGAACAGCUCAUAUGCUGACUGGGCUGUCAAGACGUGGGACUGGAUGGUGCAAGUCGAAUUCUUGGAUCAAGACUACCGUGUCUUUGAUGGUGCGCAUAUUGAAACGAACUGCACACAGAUUAUUCCCUACCAAUUUUCUUACAAUGCAGGGUCAUUUCUGCUUGGGGCUGCAGCCAUGUACGCCUUUGCAGACGAAAAGGGAUUGUCUAGUGAUCGAGACAUGUGGCACGAAAGAGUCGACGGGCUUUUGAACGGAACCGAUGUUUUCUUCUUCAGCGACGAAAAUGGCAGUCCACCGGUCAUGAUUGAAAUUGCCUGCGAGGGUGUUGAGCUUUGCAACCUGGACGAGCAAUCUUUCAAGGCCUAUCUCAGUCGAUGGAUGGCGGCCACGACAAAAUGGGCACCUUGGACGUACGACCGUAUCAAGUCACUCCUGGCGAGCUCGGCAGAAGCUGCCGCCAAGCAAUGUACGGGCGGCGACAAUGGUCGAAUGUGUGGGCUGAAGUGGGCAAACAACUCGGGAGCGUGGGAUGGGACGACUGGAGUGGGCCCGCAGAUGGCUGCCAUGGAGGUAGUUCUUGCCAACAUGAUCCAAGAGGCUGAGAGUCCCGUCACAAACGCAACUGGCGGGACCAGUGCUGGUGAUCCUUCGAGUGGCGGAUCUGAUAUAGGGCGUACUGACCCUUUGGGCUCAAUCGUCUUUGCCCCGGUGACAGCAGGCGAUAAAGCUGGCGCCGUUCUUUGUACCAUCAUCAUUGGCUCUGGGGUACUGACAGCCAUUGUAUUCAUGCUUACGGACGAGAAAAAGUCGACCACGGAAAACUGGGACAACUUGAAAUCAUCUCUUGCUAAGGGCGCCAGCGCUGGAGUAUUGGUAAAGGCUGACAAGCGCACGGCGACUGAUGAAAAGGGAAAAAGCAUAGCAAGGAGUGAUUCAGAUACCAGCGGUGGGAUUGCGCCCAUAAUGACAGCCGCAUGCCGUCCACGCCCAGAGCAAUAUCCAGCGAGACCCACGAGGCCCCCAAGGUAUACACAGAGACCACGGCCGCCGAUUGUGGUUCCUGAGACUCCCGGCUCUUUGAGUCAUCGAGAACCUCUUUCCCCGGAUAUAGCCAGGAGGAAACGACAGUCUCUAAAGAAGAAGAGGCGACCCAUUAUCUGA